AUGUCAACUCUCCAUUCUACUCCCCAUCUAUGUUAUGCCGAUGAUGUCAUAUUUAUGGGAUCUUGGUCUAAGAAGAAUGUCAUGAACCUAAAAAGAAUUCUUAGAUGUCUUCAACUUGUGUCCGGCCUAAAGGUGAACCUUAUGAAAAGUAGCUUGAUGGGGGUUGGCCCGAAAGAGGACGAGGUACAUAGGAUGGUGGGUCUACUUAAUUACAAGGCGGGGUCCCUCCCUUUCUUAUACCUUGGGCUUCCGGUUGGCGAAAACAUGAAACGGAUUGGGCCUUGGCGACCCAUUAUUGAUAAGUUUGCGAAAAAGUUAUCAAAUUGGAAAGCGAAGACUCUCUCUAUGGGUGGAAGGAUUACAUUGUCCAAAGCGGUUCUCGGUAACCUCCCAGCCUAUUACUUAUCUAUAUUCAAAGCGUCGGUCAAGGUUAUCAAUUCUCUUGAAGGGAUUAGAAGAGCUUUUGUUUGGGGUAAGUUGGGUGGAAAGAAUAAAUUACAGUGGGUGGCGUGGAAGAAGGUGCAAGCUCCAAAGAACAUGGGAGGCCUGGGUUUGGGAGAAAUAAGAAGUUUAAAUUGGGCUUUGUUGGCUAAAUGGAAAUGGAGGUUCCGAAACAACCCGACGCAACUCUGGACGAAGGUUUUACGAGCAAUACAUGGCAAUGAUAAUUCUCCCUUAGGCAUCCCGAUCAAGCGAGACAGACCGGGUGUAUGGAAAGACAUUAACUUGGUGUACGCUGAACUUAAGAAAGCUCGGGUGGAGAUCACGGAUAACACCGGGAUCGUCAACAACAACGACUCGAUUCAGACCUUCUCUGUAGCGACUUUUCGGUCUUUUGUGGCUGAGAAAAUGGGUAAAAAAACCGAGGUGGGGCAUUUUACUUGGAAUAGAUGGGUCCCUAAUAAAGUGUUACUCUUUGUUUGGAGACUCAUUCUAGGGAGCAUAGCUACAAAAGCAGCUUUCGAUCAUAGAGGCAUUAAUCUGGGGAACUUGGAGUGUGGUAUUUGCGGCGGUGAUGUUGAGACAGUUAACCAUCUCACGGUCGAAUGCACUUUGGUAAAAGCGGUUUGGUGGCAUGUCUUCAACUGGAUCAAGAUCAGCGUUAGCGUUCAAGUGUCGGAUUUCAAUGGUUUGCUAGAUGAAGUUUACAAACAAAAGGGUUCAAAGAUUUGGAAAAAAACCAUUGAAGUGGUUUUGUACGCUGCUGUCUGGAGAGUUUGGAAAAGUAGAAAUGGGAAAGUUUUUGAAAACAUUCCUUUCUCGGUUCUGAAGGUAGUCGAGGAGAUUAAAGAAGACUCUUACUUUUGGCUAAAACAUCGGUCGCCGUUUAGUAAGCUCGAUUGGAUGAGAUGGAGAGACUUCAAUAUUAGAGAUAUUAUUAUGUAA
This is a messenger RNA of Helianthus annuus (common sunflower), 1386 nucleotides long. RefSeq lists its product as uncharacterized. The transcript has a single exon. The coding region runs from base 1 to 1386 and encodes 461 amino acids. The record is from RefSeq and is a predicted model, not a curated record. Lineage: Eukaryota; Viridiplantae; Streptophyta; Magnoliopsida; Asterales; Asteraceae.